ACCCACCCUACCCCUAUCUCUCUUUCUCUCUCUAUAUAUACACAUAUUUCUAUAUCUAUAAAUAUAUACAUAUCUGACUCUCAAUUUUUCACUCUCUCUCUUUCUCUCUCUAAAAUGGCUAGUAGUAGUAGUACAACAAGGAAGAAGCUCCUCCUGAACACAGUUUCAGUCGACCUCGGUUGCAGCUGCACCCGGCCCAAACUCUCCCUCUUAUUUCACCCAAAAUCCAAGCCCAAAAUCAAAGCCCAUCGUAAGCCCAAACGACAAUACUCAAGCUCAUAUUCUCUAACGAAGAAACUCAACGACAUCGAAGAAGAAGAAGAAGAAGACACCACCACUACCACCACCACAACUUCUUCCACCUUUUUCUCCUCCGACGACAACAAAAGCUCUCCGAGAACGACCGUUAAGGGUUUCGGUCGAGUCGGCGGCGAAGGCGUGGCCGUGGAAAAAGAUUCCGACGACCCGUACUUGGAUUUCCGGCAAUCGAUGCUUCAGAUGAUACUGGAGAAUGAGAUUUACUCUAAAGACGAUCUCCGUGAGCUUCUUAACUGUUUUCUACAGCUUAAUGCUCCUUCCCACCAUGGAAUCAUUGUUCGAGCUUUCACCGAGAUCUGGGAUGGAGUUUUUUCGGUGAGGUCUGGUUCUGCCUCCAUGACCACGAAAGUACGGCAUUUCGGUUACAACAAGCCAGCCUCACGUGACUACUCCUACUAUUAGCCACGUGCGUUUGUGGUGGUUAAUUCUGUUACGAUGGUAAAUGUCCAAGGAUAAAACGGUUAAAAAUUAAUCUCCUAUAUAUUUUAUUAUUAUUAUUAUUAUAUUAAUGGUAGGAGGUAGAAGCUGAAGGGCUUUAACUGUAAUUUUUUUUUUUGUUUAUUUUAGAAGAUAAGUUUGUUUAGUGAUGGUAAGAUUAAUUACAAGAUGUACUGAACUAGUUAGAAGUCAUCAGUGUAAAGGGAACUAAUCUUUUUAACUCAGUAUAACGAGAGCUUUUGUUUUUA
This is a messenger RNA of Cannabis sativa, 1004 nucleotides long. RefSeq names its product transcription repressor OFP6. NCBI's taxonomy places the organism in Eukaryota, Viridiplantae, Streptophyta, Magnoliopsida, Rosales, Cannabaceae. Gene Ontology annotation, biological process: negative regulation of DNA-templated transcription. The transcript has a single exon. The coding region runs from base 115 to 720 and encodes 201 amino acids. The record is from RefSeq and is a predicted model, not a curated record.